This is a messenger RNA of Daldinia loculata, 1089 nucleotides long. RefSeq lists its product as uncharacterized. The coding region runs from base 139 to 780 and encodes 213 amino acids. NCBI's taxonomy places the organism in Eukaryota, Fungi, Ascomycota, Sordariomycetes, Xylariales, Hypoxylaceae. The transcript has 2 exons. The record is from RefSeq and is a predicted model, not a curated record.
GGAACCUUAUCUAUCUAGAACCCGAGCGACUGGACAGUCGCAAUCUGCUGGAUUGAUUUGCCUUCACCAUUUAGUAUCUUAUACCUUACAUACGUACGAUUGCAAAUACCCUUCUUUUACUAUCUAGCUUCUAGAAAUAUGAAGCUUUUGGCGCUAUAUUGCCUCCAACUGUUAACAGCGACAGUAUCCGCCCAACACGUCGCUCUGCCCUACGGCAUACAAAUGAAAUCUAACGCCCAGAAGCCCCUCAUGGACAUCGGUCCCGUCAUGCCACCAUCACAACAACCUGGAGGCUCCGAGCAGCCACAUCCCCAAGGAGGAGUUCUUAUCUCUGAUGUGAUGGGCCGAGACCGUAGCAUCAAUAUAUUCGCUGGAUUCACCCGCGACAUCGCCUCGAUAUCCUCCCGCCUCGACGACUCGUCGAAAAACAGUACCGUCCUCGCCCCGCGGAAUUCGGUCGUCGAGAAGCUACCGCGCAAACCCUGGGAAGACCAUAAGGACUACGAUGCGCUCGGCACUAACGCAUAUGAGGGCCAGGACGGACAAGAUAGGGCUCACAGGAAUCUGAUGAGGUUCGUAGAGGCACAUGUAGUCUCUGUCAGCCCUUGGCAGGAGGGGGAGAAGGUUAAGACGCUACUUGACGGGGAUAGAGAAAUAUGGUGGGAGAUGAAAGACGGUAUUAGAGUGAUCCAACCUGACGGGAUCCAAGUGGAUAGUAUCGCGAGCCGAGUUGGGAAUGGCGAGCUAUGGAUCCUGAACGGAGUACGAAAUUAUGUUUAAACGCUAAAUUUUUACUGAGUGGUAUGAUAUGGCUUUGGAAAUUUUGGUAUUAGAGCUGAUGAGCGACCACUAUAUAACUAUGUUCUAUAAUGUAUUUUGUUGGGAUGGCUUUGCUACUGGUUCGGCUUAUGAAUGGAGUUUAGGAGGAUACAACCUAUUAGUAGUAUGGAUAAUUUCUGUACUUAGUAUUAGGGAUUUGCCUAGGCCUAUAGAUUUUUGACUUAGCUAUGUGCAAGCAAACUAGCUGCGUUACCCGUUCGCGCAGGCGCUUACGGGGAGUGCCUAGCUUCAAGAGUGCCUUUUACGCCA